AUGGAUUUCGCCAAUUUAUUAGAAUUAGCUAAGCAAAACAGUGAAGAUGCCAGUAAACAAGCAUCAGUCAAGAGGUAUAGCACCAGCUUAAAACCAUCAAAGAAAUUAGAAAAAGGAAACGUCAAGUCUAGUGCAAUAAAAGCUUUUCUUGCUCGUAAAGAAGUAGAAGAAAAAGUAAAAGAAAAAGAAGCUUAUUAUAAGAAAGAAGAGUUACUUUCUAUUCGAUCACAAAAUUCUAAAAACAGUAAAAAAGCAAAAUUAAUGGCAUCAAGGACUAAAGAUAAUGAUUUUAGUAAAAUUAGAUUAACAACUGAAGAAGAGGAUGCUAAAAAGAAAAUAGAUCAUGAAAUUCAAAAGAGAAUGAUUUCUGAUAAGAUAGAAAGGAUGAAAGCUAGAAUUGAAUUAGAAGAAAAAGAAAAAUUAUUACCUCGUAAACGGAAAAGAAAGUCUAAAGCAAAUGAAAAUAACAAUGAUUCAGUUCAGGUAAACGAGCAAAUUGAAGAUUUUUCGGACUAUGAAAGGUUGAAAGUAGAAGAGAAGAAAAUGCAACGUUCAUCGGGUCAACCGAUGAAUUUUCAUGAUUUAUUAAAACUUGCCUCCCAAAAACAGCACGAGCCUAUAGAACUGCCUAAAGUUGUUAAAAAAGAAGAAAGACCAAUGACAGAAAAAGAAAAAAGAAGGUAUGAAGAGGAACAAUUGAGGAAAAGAGGUAUUAGUGUUUAUACGUUACCUGAUAUCAAUCGACAAAAAUCAAAACAGAAAAAACUGACUUCUUCUAAUGGUGAUACAAAGCAAUAUUCUUAA
Messenger RNA from Centruroides sculpturatus (bark scorpion), 804 nucleotides. RefSeq names its product protein SPT2 homolog. NCBI's taxonomy places the organism in Eukaryota, Metazoa, Arthropoda, Arachnida, Scorpiones, Buthidae. The record is from RefSeq and is a predicted model, not a curated record. Bases 1 to 804 code for a protein of 267 amino acids. The transcript has 4 exons.